CCAUAACAAUAACCAUUUGCAGCUGCAAUUGAUCACCGUUAGCUUUAUGCUUAAUGGGCUUCCCGCAUUCUCGUAACGGCCAGGGAAUGCAUUCGGCACUUCGAUCUGGGUGAAUGCGCGUACGAGGCAGCACAGGCAAUGCCUUCACGACUAGUCACUCGCCAUGUUUAUGCCAUUAAACAUUGCUGUCUAGCUAAACCACUGGUCCGGGAAUCGUCAAGCCAUGUCUCAACUGACGAUGGAAGGUUAUCGAUUUUGGGCGCUACGGGCCCCUCCGGACUGGAACUUAUACAAGAAGCGUUAUUACAGGGAUACGCGGUCCAGGCGCUCGCCAGAUCCCCGGACAAGAUAGCCCUCGCUAACGACAAACUCACGGUGGAGAGAGUAAACAUCUUCAAACCUGAUGACUUGGCAAAACGUCUGCGUGGUUCUUCGGCUGUUCUGUCGUGUCUAGGAGCCCGGGCAAGUCUAUUCUCCCACCAACCGUGCACGCUGUACUCACACUCCAUGAAAACUGUCGCCGCCGCCAUGACAGCUGCCGGGGUACAUCGCUUCGUCUGUGUAGAUUCGUGGUGCACAACAUAUACCCCCGGCAGCCCAAAGGUGAUAGAAUGGUUCUCCCGGCCGCUGUUCCUCGGGAACGUCCUGUCCGACAUGGCUGCCAUGGAAGACUACGCGCGACAUCACUGCAGCAACAUCAACUACACCUUCGUUAGAGCCCCAGGGCUUUCCACUGGACCAUCCACAGGUAAGCGGGUCAAGGCGACGGAGGGGCAGUAUAUCAAGGGCGUCGCGCUCAGUAUGCCAAGGAGAGACGUUGUCAAGUUUAUGUUGUCCACCUUGAAAACUCAGGAAUGGGACAGAAAGUGUGUUGCCAUUGGCAUUUAACUGCCCACACUUCGCUCAUUUUCUCGGAACACUGUAACCCUGUCAAUCUGGACCCCGUUAAACCGGACAUCCGAUUUCCGAAAGAUGUCUGUACUGAACAGCUACAAAGAAGAUGAUUCCAUUAUUAUUUUUUUAUCAGGUAAUUUUAAACCUGCACAAUAUCAAUGUCCGGAUUAACGGUAUUUCAAUGUACUGAUCUGCCCUGAAAGUCGUUAACAGUACCACGAUACUCAUUCUCAGUAGAGACAUUUUAUAUUCCCCGAUCUACCUGUGUUGUUGAAUCUAGAGCUGAGCUGGCUUUAAUGGUUUGAUAUAUUGUCAUAAUUGACUCAGAAUUUGUAAGGUUACGUAUGUAACUGUUUUUCUUUCUAAUCACUUUUAUGAAAAAUCGAUUAGGUAAGCAAGAUUUCCCAAACGUUUUCAAACUGAGUUUACACUUACUAAACAGAAACAUUGAUGAUCGGUAGAGAUAAUGUCAUAUGUCCUUGAUCAUUACGGGUUUCUUCAGAAUGUGCAAAUUCCGGACUUGAAAUAACUCGAAAAAGGUCGAACCAAAUUAAAAAAAUGUGGCCUAAACCUAUAUUUGUCAAAAUUAUUGCAAACCAUUUGAGGUUAUUAAAAUCAACCAUUAGCAGACAAGGCCAUGACGCCAAGGAUCAGGCGUUUGAGCUGUUUUGCUUGGAUCUUUCUGAAAACGUCACAUUUAACUCUUAUUACGUUUGUGUUUGUUAGUCUCAGAUAACUUAUAUUUGUCAAAAUUAUUGCAAACCAUUUAAGGUUAUUAAAAUCAACCAUUAGCGGACAAGGCCAUGACGCUGAGGAUAAGGCGUUUGAGCUGUAUUGCUUGGAUCUUUCUGAAAACGUCAUAUGUAGCCCUUAUUACGUUUGUGUUUGUUAGUCUCAGAUAAAGCUGCGCCGAGACGUCGGGUCGCAGAUACACAGCUACGAAUUCCCCCUAUUGUAAGUAUUACGCUGCCAAAGAAUCCGGGGCUCGGGUGGCCCAUUCGUGUAUGGCGCCGCAGUUCACUGAGGCAGAAAUCUGUGCUCGUAGGUUCGACUCCAACAUUCCCCCUGAUUAUGUUUCAAGGUUUUCACAACCAUGCCGUGCUCGUGGUAAACGUCUAAGACAUUCGGCUUUCCUCCCGACACGCUGUGAAAAACCAACAUGCUGUUCAAUGCGGCAUAAAAUCCAUCAAAAGCGUCCACUAACCUUUUUAUCAAAGUAUUGUUUCACCCUUGCCACAUCAAGCCCACUUUACUGUGCUAAAUAUGUUUUUGUGUCAGGGAUGAAAUUGCGAAUGAUUUUGUAAUCUGAUCGACUAGAUUGUCGCCUAUUGUAGUCGCCAUUUCUAUGAAGCUGUACGAGAUAAGUACAGCGAUCUGAUUGGAUAUCGCGUUUCAUUACAAGGGGCACAACUCGUGAGUUACGCGAGGGGGCGCCAGGGUCGACCCAAGAUGUGGACAUCGGAUAGUGGACACGCUUGCCUCGGGAAGAAGCGUAACACCUGCCCACUCUCGUUGAUUCCGAUGCUGAUAUUGAACAUCAGCGAGAAACUUCUGAACAAUUCGCUUGUUAUUUGAUGAGUAUUUUGUUUAAUGUUACACGUGUUAGGACCGGCAAGUGCUCUGAAGGCAGUUAACUCGUAGUUGCUUUAGAAAAAAAGUUUUUAAAAAACGAUACCGACGUCAAAGAAAUUUAUUUACUUGGAAGUUGUACUUUUGCUUCUCCUUUUUUCACCCAUGGGGAGGCUAGUGUUCUUAUUCAACGUGAUCUAUCGACUCUGUAAUGUGUUAGUCUCAGAGUUGGAAAGGUUCAAGCAGACUUUAAUCAGGAACAGUAUGACGUUUUAGUGGUGCUGCAUUAUGUAUUGUGUAAGUGGUGCAUGUGUCUAUGACCUUUCCUGCAAUGUUAAUUUAGGACAAAUAACAUGUAGUUUGUCUACCUUCAUUGCAUGUACCGUCCCUCGGAGAUUCAGGGUAAGAAUUGGUCUUCAGCAUCCCAUGCUUGUCGUAAGAGGCGACUAACGGGAUCGUGUG
Messenger RNA from Haliotis rufescens (red abalone), 2925 nucleotides. RefSeq lists its product as uncharacterized. The transcript is spliced from 4 exons. The coding region runs from base 139 to 888 and encodes 249 amino acids. The record is from RefSeq and is a predicted model, not a curated record. NCBI's taxonomy places the organism in Eukaryota, Metazoa, Mollusca, Gastropoda, Lepetellida, Haliotidae.